AUGUCUGAAUACUUUAGAAAGUAUAUCAAGAAGGAGAAUUACCCAAAUCAUUUCUCAAAUAUCAAAUACAAGACGUCUUUUAGGAAUUGCAUUUUAGAAGCAUUCAAACGUAGAAAUUGGAAGGAGACAGAUGGUGAUGAUUGGGAUAUCAUGUGGGCUGAGAAGGAGUGGAUACAUGAAGUGAUGGAUCAUAUUCAUCUUCAACCUCACUAAAAAAUUAAUCAUUUUCGCAAUCACUAUGAACUAACUCGAAAAGAUUUGAUGAUCAAAAAUCUGAAAAAAUAAAGGAGAAUGUUGGAGAAGGAAGGCAAAACAGAUGAAGCUAAUUCUUAUAAUUUUUUCCCACUUACAUUUCAUCUACCUAGUGAAUACCCAAUUUUUAAUGAAGAAUUCAAAAAGCAGGGGGAUAACAAAACUGCUUGGAUCAUGAAACCAAUAGGAAAAUCAUAAGGGAGAGGCAUAUUCUUGUUUAAUAAAAUACAACAAAUUUCUUAAUGGAAAAAUCAAGUUAAAUUUAAUCCAGAAAAUCCAUCAGCUGAGUCCUACAUAGUCCAAAGAUAUAUAGCAGACCCUCUCUUGAUUGGAGGGAAAAAGUUUGAUGCUAGAAUAUAUUUAUUAUGCACAUCUUAUUCCCCCCUGACUUUGUACUUAUAUAGAACUGGUUUUGCUAGAUUCACUCAUCAUAGAUAUGACAAUGAGGACAUUACCAAUACUUAUGUUCAUUUAACUAAUGUGGCAAUCUAGAAGACAUCUGAUAAUUAUGAUGAAAAGUUAGGUGGCAAAUGGGAUCUAUAAAAAUUGAAAUUAUUUUUGAUGACUAAGUAUGGAUAAGACAAGGUUUAAGAAUGUUUCUAUAAUAUCCAAUAAUUAAUGAUUAAAUCCUUGUUGGCAGUAUAAAAAAUAAUAAUUAACGAUAAACACUGUUUUGAACUAUAUGGAUUUGAUAUACUAUUUGAUUCCUCUUUGAAACCAUGGUUAUUGGAAGUAAAUGCAAGUCCCUCAAUGACUUCUAAUACACCUAUUGAUUUCGAAUUAAAGUGUGGAUUACUUGAUGAUGUUUUUACAAUAAUAGAUCUCGAAAAAAUACUAACUGGAAAUGAAGAAUAAAUAGGGGGUUUUGAUUUAAUUUACAAGGGAGGCCCUAUCAAAUCAUAAUAUUACUCCUCAUCAAUCUCCUUCUUAGGUACAUUUAAUAAUAGGAAAGCACACUUAAAGAAAUUAGCCAAAAAUUGUGCUCUAAGAUUAAACCAAACUACUCCAUAAUUAAAGAGUUCAGAAGGUACCAAAAAAGAGAAGGAUAAAGAUAAAGAUGAUAAACAAAUGAGGAGUGCUUCAAAAAGUUCUUAAAUCAAUUAAAAUUCAAACAUAUAGAAUAAAAUAGCUGCUCAACCAAGAGGGAUUACAAAUAUCAAACGAACUUCAACCGACUUACCGAUCUUAAUGAAUAAGUAGAAUUCUAUACGCAAAGAGGCAAACCUUAAUAGUUAACAAAAAUAAACUAUCUCCAUAUAAUAAAAGACGGAAUUAGAAUUCAACUAAAAUAAAGUAUUCUCUUAAUUAAAUAAUUCUGCUCUCAGUCCUUAUUAAUAAGAUGAAAGUGUUACAAACAACAAUAGAGUUAUAAAGAAUAGUUUUUAAACCUUGCCUAAGAUUGCUAAACCAGAAUCCUUUAUAUAAAAUGCAUGA
This is a messenger RNA of Paramecium tetraurelia, 1686 nucleotides long. RefSeq lists its product as uncharacterized. NCBI's taxonomy places the organism in Eukaryota, Ciliophora, Oligohymenophorea, Peniculida, Parameciidae. Gene Ontology annotation, cellular component: cilium. The record is from RefSeq and is a predicted model, not a curated record. Gene Ontology annotation, molecular function: tubulin binding; tubulin-glutamic acid ligase activity. The transcript is spliced from 11 exons. Gene Ontology annotation, biological process: protein polyglutamylation; microtubule cytoskeleton organization.